AAUCAUUGAGUUGGCAUGGAUAAGGUUGGAAGAAAAAUGAAUGGAGAAAAGGAGGUUCAUGUUGUGAUGGUGCCAUGGCUGGCAUUCGGUCAUAUGAUCCCUUUCUUGGAUCUCUCCAUUGCCUUGGCCAAAUUUGGCAUUCAUGUCUCCUUCAUCUCAACUUCCAGAAACAUUUCAAGACUCCCCAAAAUACCACCUAAUCUCUCACCAUUCAUCGACUUCAUUCCCCUUCCUCUCCCCAAGCUUGACUCCAGUCCCCUCCCAGACAAUGCCGAAGCCACAACAGACAUUCCGGCUGACAGAAUGGAUGACCUCAAGAAAUCCUGUGAUCUCUUCCAGGAAUCCAUCAGCAAUUUCAUUGCUAACAAGUUACCAAACUGGAUAUUUGUUGAUUUCUUUUUCCACAAGGUACUUGAUACUGCACAAGAAUUGGAUAUCCCUGUAAUAUUCAACCUUAUAUUUACUGCUAGUUCUUCUGUGUUCUGUUGGACACCUGAGUUUGUGGCCGGCGAUGGCAAGGGCCAAAGGAGGUUGCCUCAGGACAUGACUGUCCCUCCAGAUUGGGUUGAUUUUCCCUCACAAGUAGUUUUCAGGAAACAUGAAGCUCCGGCUAUGCAUAAUAUCUUGUAUGGCGCACGGCCAUCUGGAAUCACAGAUGGAGAACGCAUGAUUCAAAUAGCCCAACGAUGCCAGGCUUUUGCUAUACGCACUUGCCUGGAACUCGAAUCUGAUUAUUUGGAUAUAUACUCGAAAAUCACUGGAAAGCCAGUGAUUCCACUGGGAUGUCUUCCACCUGAGAAGGUGGUAGGCACCAAAAUUAUCUGGGAAGAGCCAUGGAGUAGAGUCUUUGACUGGCUUGACAAACAAAAGCCAAACGAGGUAGUGUUUGUCGGGUUUGGGAGUGAAUAUAAGUUGAAGAGAGAGGAGAUUCAUGAGAUAUCAUAUGGGAUUGAACUAUCCGGGCUUCCCUUCUUCUUUUUACUGGCGAAGCCUGAUUGGGGUGGUGGUGGUGGUGAUGAUGAGGUACUGCCCCCGGGAUUUGAGUCCCGGACGGCAGGGAGGGGAUUCGUGCAAAUUGGAUGGGCGCCCCAACGGGAAAUCCUUGCCCAUCCAUCAAUAGGUGCUUCAUUGUUUCAUGCAGGGUGGUCUUCUGUUGUUGAAAAUUUGACACAUGCUAACUGCCUUGUACUGUUGCCAUUCAUCAUCACUCAACCAUUGGAUACCGGACUUCUAGUUGAGAAGGGCUUAGCAAUAGAGGUUGAACGAGCUGAAGAUGGUUCUUUUACGAGAAAUGACAUUGCAAACGCAUUGCAAGUGGCAAUGGUUACUACGGAAGGGGAAGCACUAAGAGCCCGUACAAAAGAAGCAGCUAAUGGAAUUUUCGCAAAUAAAGAGCUCAAUCAUAGUUAUAUCAACAACUUUGUGGAGUAUCUGAAAGAAGGGGUUUACGAAAAGAAGUAAGUUCUGAGGGGAGCAUUUGCUACAUGUGUUGUGUGUUGUUAUUAUGUUUCUUUAGCUAAUAUGAAGAUGAUAUAUGUGACAAUGCAUGGGUUGGUUUUAUGUUUCUUUUGCUACUACUCCGUAUAAGUUCCUGGCUGUUAGUUCAAGGUCCUUAGCUAUUUGUAUUCGCUUUGUAUGGUUGUAUUUAUCAAGAGGAAUAAUGCUAAUACCAACUGCUCUAUCCAUGUA
Messenger RNA from Salvia splendens (bonfire salvia), 1689 nucleotides. RefSeq names its product putative UDP-rhamnose:rhamnosyltransferase 1. The transcript has a single exon. NCBI's taxonomy places the organism in Eukaryota, Viridiplantae, Streptophyta, Magnoliopsida, Lamiales, Lamiaceae. The record is from RefSeq and is a predicted model, not a curated record. Bases 16 to 1461 code for a protein of 481 amino acids. Gene Ontology annotation, molecular function: UDP-glucosyltransferase activity.